AUGCCGUCCCCGGGCUCGGGGGGAGACUCGCCCCCUCCGUACCCCGAGGGCGCGUACACGCCCCUAAGUGGGAUGUUCGGGGCCGAAGAGGGGCAGAGUGGGGACCCGUGGGCGGUGUCGGUCUGCGGGGGUCUGGACCGCUGGUCCCUGUCCUCGCUUCCCUCCGAGAAGUCCUCGGCGCCCUCCCAGGAGUUCAGGAGGCUGUCCGCCUGCGCGUGCGCCCCCAAGAGGGACAGCGGGGACCGGCUGGCGGCGUUCGCCUGCCAGUCCCUCCUCCAGCCGGCGCUCUCGGGCCAGGAGACGAAGAGCCAGCACACGCAGCUCCUCAAGAACAAGCUGGAAGAGGCCGUGCUGUCCUCCCGGGACCAGAAGAUCGUGGCCCUGGUGCUGACCCGGCUCAAGAAGGCGCAGAGGAUGCGGGAGCUGCAGCAACAGGCGGCGGCGGCCUGGGAGGAGCUCAAGCGCUCGGACCACAAAGUCCAGGUGACCCUGGAACGGGAGCGCAAGCUGCUGCUGCAGCAGAACCGCGCCCAGUGGCAGCGGGAGAAGGAGCUGGAGCUGGAGCAGGAGCUGGAGCUGGAGCAGGAGCUAGAGAAGACGCUGCCAGAGCAGCGGAAGCCGACCAGCCUGGAGCCGACCCGUCCCAAGAAGCCGCCGCCCGCCCCCGAGGGCCAGAAGAAGGUGCGCGAGGCCAACCUCAGCUCCCUGGUCAAUUUCCAGGCCCGCAAGGUGCUCAUGGACUGCCAGGUCAAGGCCGAGGAGCUGCUCCGCCGGCUGUCGCUGGAGCAGAGCUCGCAGCGGGCGCAGGAGCUGCACAAGGGCCUGGGGAAGCGCAGCCUCAGCGAGAAGGCGCAGCACGUCCGCGAGCUCAACCUCCUGCGGGAGAAGAACCACCACAUCCUGAAGCUGAAGGCCGAGAAGGAGGAGAAGUGCCACAUCGAGGGCAUCAAGGAAGCCAUCCGGAAGAAGGAGCAGAGGAUGGAGCAGCUCUCGCAGGAGAAGGAGGCCGCCUCCGCCGCCGCCUCCGAGGGCUUCCCAAAGGCCUCCAGGGCCUGCAGGCGGGACGGCGGGAAAGCGCCUGCCAGUGGCGGCUGCUACGAUCGCAUGGACGACGGGGAGGCCCCGCUCCGAGGCGGCUACUGAGAACCAGGAGAUGAUGUGGCGAUGCGAUGGGAUUCCUUUUAUAACCCGACUAUACGUGUGAGCAUUGAUUUUAAGAAAAUGUAUAAAAUAGCUGCGAUUUC
Molecule: messenger RNA, 1244 nt
Organism: Myotis brandtii (Brandt's bat)
Lineage: Eukaryota; Metazoa; Chordata; Mammalia; Chiroptera; Vespertilionidae
Gene: CCDC185
Product: coiled-coil domain containing 185
Exons: 4
Coding region: 1-1143 (380 amino acids)
Source: RefSeq, a predicted model, not a curated record